UGUAUUACAGGUCAUCACAUUGAGUUUGGACACGGCAUCAAAUCAAAGUCCCACUAGGAGCCAAAUCGCUUCAGCCACCAAGUUUUUACCAACCAAGUUCCUUCUUUCUGAAAACUGAUUGCUGCAAAAACAAACACCCCUUAGGUUUGAAUUUGAUCACAACAGCAAAAAAAAUGUCUCACUCUGUGUUUCAAAUCAUGCCUAUGGAUAUCCGUACCUCCUCCAAACCUUUAUUGCCACUGCCGGCCGUACGGCGAGCUUUUCCGUUUAAAACUAAGGCGUCACAACUUUUAUGGCGAGCUUUUCCGUUAAAAACUAGGGCGUCACAACAUUUAUUGCCGGCCGUUGGGCGAGUUUUUCCGUCAAAAACUAACGUUAUCAAGGCGUCAAUUGAUUCUCGGUCUUCUGUGAUGUACGCUCCGGUAAUGAAAGGGGAAAAGUACGGCGCUCUUGGUGCAGAUACGUUAGAAAUAUCGAAACUUGGUUUGACCCAGACACAGACGAAUUCUAGCCCUGAGCCCCAGCUUUCGACUGAUGGAGGAGGUGGAAAUAUGGGAAAUAAUGUCAAUCUUGGUGGUGGUGGUGGAGGCAGUGAGGGUGGUGCUGGAGACGAUGAUUACUUUGAUGACUUUGAUGACGGUGACGGGAGAUAUAUGCAUAUAUUUAUUUCCGGGUCAUUUCUUAAAGUAUUAUCAAGGGCAUAUAUUCGCAGGAUGGUUGCAGAUCCAACAUUUUUGUACAAGCUGCUUCUAGAGCAGGCCGUUACAAUUGGUUGCUCAGUUUCAUGGGAGAUCAAAAACCGUAAGGAAAGGAUCAAGCAGGAGUGGGAUCUUGCCCUUCUUAACGUGCUUACUGUAAUGGCUUGCAAUGCUAUUGUCGUUUGGUCGCUUGCUCCUUGUUACUCAUUUGGAAACAAAUUCUACUUUGAUUGGCGAAAUAGGUUACAAAUUCUUCCAAACAAUAUCUUCGAGAAGAGUUAUCUACUAAGAAAAUUUGACUUGCAGAAGAGAAUUCAUUCUUUUUUCUAUAAGGCUGUGGAACUGUGUAUGGUUGGACUCACUGUAGGAGCUGUCCAAGGGUCUCUAUGGAAACUUCUUGCCGCUAAAAAGGAGGGAAGGUUGUCGGUGACUACCCCAUGUGUGAUCAAUUAUGCACUUGGUUAUGGUGCCUUUCUUGGCCUUUACACAAACAUACGUUAUCAGCUUUUGUGUGGAUUUGACAGAAACUACUUUGGUAUUAUUGGCUUGGCUCUUUUCUUCAGCAGCACUGCCUUGAGGGUCUUGAAUGUUCAAGUAGGAGAGGCAUCAAGGCUAGCUUGGCUUGGUAUAGAGGUGGAUCCACUGGCCCAUUCAGAUGAUCUCUUGAAGGCUUGUAGUCGACCCACCGAGGGUCUUGAUCAGCCUUCUUCAGAAAGGUUCACAUCCUAGAAUUGCCAUUGUUUUCGAGCUUGGGCUUCUUGGGAUCAAACUGACUAGUCUCCUGAGGGCGAAACAACAGAUCCUACGGCUCGAAGAAAAAGAAUAGUCAGGAAAAAAGUAACGAGUAGCCGUCAUCGUUCAAUUUUGCAGCCUGAGAAUUAGUUUUUGGUUGGAGCACCAAAUGAAGACAGCUGAAAAAUGCAAGUUUUAUCAUGAGCAUUGCCAUGUGCACUAUAGCAGAAGAUGAUUAACUUUAUUAGGAUCCUGGGGGAGCUCUCUUAAACAUUUCCUCAUUCAUUUCUAGAUCAUAGUAAGUUAGUGAAAUAUGUGAGAUUAUUUUGGUUGAAAGAUAUUGUGCUAUCAGGAAGAGAAUUGAGACUGAAGUUUGUAAAUCACUUUCAGCAGUCAGGAGUAGGUGUUUUGCUUUAGUAUAUCUUGCCAUUGUCUAC
This is a messenger RNA of Nicotiana tabacum (common tobacco), 1867 nucleotides long. RefSeq names its product protein RETICULATA-RELATED 6, chloroplastic. Gene Ontology annotation, cellular component: chloroplast inner membrane. The record is from RefSeq and is a predicted model, not a curated record. NCBI's taxonomy places the organism in Eukaryota, Viridiplantae, Streptophyta, Magnoliopsida, Solanales, Solanaceae. Gene Ontology annotation, biological process: plant organ development.